AGCCUGCAGCCGAGAAUAACCAGUUGUUGUCAGAAUAAUAUGCGAACAGAUCAUGAAGAACUCUGCGGCAGUAGUUACGGAACCUUCUGUAUGAACGGUGGGAUUUGUUAUAUGAUUCCAACUGUGUCCAGUCCUUUCUGCAGGUGCAUUGAGAAUUAUACAGGAGCUCGUUGCGAAGAAAUUCUGCUCCCCAGCAUCAAGAGCCAUACAAGAGGUGAAGUGUUUGCAGCUUUUCUGGCUUCGGUGGUUGUCCUGAGCGUCUUGGUGGCUGGAGCGAUCUUCCUUCUGUGCAGGUAA
Molecule: messenger RNA, 297 nt
Organism: Euleptes europaea (tarantolino)
Lineage: Eukaryota; Metazoa; Chordata; Lepidosauria; Squamata; Sphaerodactylidae
Gene: NRG4
Product: neuregulin 4
Exons: 3
Coding region: 40-297 (85 amino acids)
Biological process (GO): animal organ development; intracellular signal transduction; nervous system development
Molecular function (GO): chemorepellent activity
Source: RefSeq, a predicted model, not a curated record